Sycon ciliatum is the source of this 1953-nucleotide messenger RNA. RefSeq lists its product as uncharacterized. Bases 656 to 1723 code for a protein of 355 amino acids. The record is from RefSeq and is a predicted model, not a curated record. NCBI's taxonomy places the organism in Eukaryota, Metazoa, Porifera, Calcarea, Leucosolenida, Sycettidae. Gene Ontology annotation, biological process: DNA recombination; DNA integration. The transcript is spliced from 2 exons. Gene Ontology annotation, molecular function: DNA binding.
UGGUUUGCGUUGCGCAAACCGUAGUUAACCAGCACGCCACGGGCCGCGCCCCCGCAGGGGAAUAUUCCCGCAAGAUGACUUUAGGUGACCAUACGCACUCCGCCGUGCCGCCGCAGCCGACUUGCGCAAGCACGCACUCUUGCAGAGUUCCGCAUUCGGGUCGCACUCGCGUACGACAUCCCGUAUGAGCCACCCUUCGCCUGGCGGAUGCAUCCGUAGACGGCUCAUCUACUGCUGGCUGGUGUAAUUUUGCCAGUUGUCUGUUUUGCUGCGAGUGCUCGCCACGCAAUUUUGUUUUCUAUUCCUCAACAUUUAGAACUUUAGUAUGGCUUUCUCAGCAGCCCAGAGGGACUCCAUCGCCGAGAUUGUGGCUGCCAGCGUUGCAGCAGCACUUGGCAACAGCCCGCCGGCUGGACACCACGCGGCUGACUCCGAGACUGGAGCAAACGGCUCGCUGGCCGUUGCCGCAUGCAACCGCUCACAUGAUGGCUCGCCAGCCCAGAUCGCUCAUCUAUCCGCAGAAAAGCAACCUCCCGCAGGAGGGCCACCGCAGUCGCUUCCUCCGCAACGUACCGCUGGCCCCAGUCAGCACGCAGGGCUAGCUAUCGUGUUUCUCGCUCGCUUCCUAGCCGCUGUCUAGGGCAGGUGGUGAUGGAUGUGCGCAUGUUUGUGUAUAUGCUUGUGUUUAUGUGCGCGCAUGUGGGCAUGUGCGCUGCUAUACGCGGUCACUGGUGGAUGCAUGUGGCGCGCUAUCUCUUCUCCUGUGUCCUCUCUGCCAGGCUCGCCAGCCGCCGCACUUUCCGCACGAGCCGAACAACUCAGAUCCAAUUCAGUGGCCGCAGCCACGCAACGCACAUAUGCCCCGGGCUGGCACGCAUUCCGCAAGUUCAUGCAACAGAUUCACCGCGACCCGCUGUCACCGCGUCACGAUGACAUCCUGCUAUUUGCCGCUUCCAUGUCGCAUUCUGUCAGUGCCGGCACUUUGAAAGUAUACCUGGCCGCAGUCAGAUACAACCUCCUCUGCAGGGGAGGACCUGUCGAAGUCCUUGCAUCCAGCCGGCUCACCGCUCUGGUGAAAGGCCUGGAGAGAGAACGCGCAUCGCUCCCACGGCACGCAACUGCCCAGCCUCGGAGACAGGCUAUCACCGCCGUACAACUCAAGGCACUACAUCUUUUCCUGCAGCGUUCCGCUUAUAGCCCUGGCGACACGCUCAUGCUAUGGGCCGCAUUGACGACAGCAUUCCAUGGUCUGCUGCGAGUUAGCGAGUACACGUCCCCGUCGCCAGCAGGGUCGGGUACCCUGAAAACUCUCAGGCGCGCUCACCUCGUGCUCUCUCAGGCCACAGCCAGCUUACGGCUUCAACGCACGAAGACAUCGCAGCUGACAAGCGGUGGCGAGGUUGUGCUGCAUCGCCAUGCAGACCCGCAAAUAUGCCCCGUCCUGGCCCUCGAGGCAUACGUCAGAUCAUGCGCAUGGGGUAGUGACGAACAACCUCUCUUCAAGUUCGGCAAUGGACGAUGGCUCACGCCCAAUGACAUCAACGUAGUGUUGCGCAGGGUUCUGGGCCCCAGCUACAGUAGCCACUCCCUCCGUGCAGGUGGCGCAACGCACAUGGCGAACCAAGGUGCCCCGGAGUAUGCCUUGAUGGCAGCCGGGCGGUGGUCCAGCGGAGCUUACCGCACGUACGUUCGCAGGCCUGCAGGCAUGCCGCGGCGUUACUGAGCCACGGGUCGCAAGCACCGCACGCCCCCCUUUUCUUGGAGGCACGGGCUCGGCCGAUGGGCACGAAAUCCGCAUGGUGCACAUCCAUCGGCUGCCGCAGACAAUGCAAUUAAUAUACUUGUGGGUACUACCGAGUACUUAGUGGUCAUGCAGUUGCCAUAGCAAUGUACUGGUACACCCAGCCUUUAUGAUUGUUACAUGACCCCAUGGGUCGUCUUUCAAACGCUCUU